AUGAGUUGGCUUUGUGAAUUAAUUGAACAAAACAGUCCUGAACCACGACAAAGACUUGAACUUAGUCAACAGUUUCUUGAUCAGCUUCAAGUUUAUCAUUUGCCGUCUGAUUCCACAUUACUGAAUGACUUUUGUGAUUUAGCACUACAGUGGCUCUCUGGUUCAAAUUACAAGGUAGCGCUUAAUGCCCUCGAAAUCCUUGACUUGGCAAUCCGAGUUUCUGGCGAUGUACUUGCACCAUAUUUGAUCGAAAGGACUCCUGCCUUAGUAGAGCGAUUGGGAGAUGCAAAACAGAGCGUUCGAGAUUCUGCAGUACAGCUCUUGACAAAUUUCGCAAAUGCACCGCAUUCCAAUGUUCAAAUUGUGUUUGAAAAAGUGGCGUUGGGUUUGACUCAUCGACAAUGGUUGGUCAAAAUUGGUGCUAUGCAAGUGCUCAAAAGUAUUCUGGAGGAGAACAAAAUUUUCGUAGAGGUCCAAGUAAAUAGGAUAACUCCAACCUUAUGCAAAUUAAUGAGCGACCCAAAUGGCGAAGUUCGUGAAGCAGCAACAAAUACGUUGGUUUAUAUUUUCUGUCAGUAUGGUGAGCACAUGACUCUCAGUAUCAGACAGCGACAGCUAAUACCAGAGCAGAAGUAA
Enterobius vermicularis (human pinworm) is the source of this 636-nucleotide messenger RNA. The record is from the annotation of a GenBank genome assembly. NCBI's taxonomy places the organism in Eukaryota, Metazoa, Nematoda, Chromadorea, Rhabditida, Oxyuridae.